AUGAGCACCGGGCCAUUCAGUCCAGAGCAUCCAGGCCAGGGGAGAGACAAUCUGGCCGCUACCGAGAUCGACGGCCAGGGCUUGAGUGCCGUGCCGCAGUUCCCAGGCCACGUCCAUUGGCCGAGUUAUGAAUUCCUAGAAUUUGACGAGCCCAGCCUGGAGCAAGAGGACCGUACCUUUUUAGCUAAUAAGGGCAGUUUGAGUGUUCCCGAGCCUAUAGCCCUAGAUGAGUUCGUGCGCCACUACUUUCUGCACCUCCAUCCUAUUCUACCCCUGUUAGACGAGGCAGAAUUCUGGAAUAGUUAUACACAAUGCGGCAAUAAAUCCAAAAUCUCCUUGCUUGUUUUGCAGGCAAUGCUAUUUGCGGGCUGUCCGUAUAUCAGCAUCAACACGCUUCAGCGAUGCGGCUUCAACAGUAAGAGAGACGCAAGGAGCCACUUCUACAAAAGAGCCAAGUUUCUCUUUGGCCUCGCUGAGUAUCACCCCGUUGUUCGAACUCAAGCGGCCAUUCUCCUCAGCCACCAUGCAUCUGCUGCAGAGCCACGAGCUGGGAGCGAGUGGCUGGCACUAGCCAUACAAAAUGCUCACCUGAUUGAUCGAAUUCCCGGACGCCGUCCGACGGGAGAUUCUAUACAGAGAAAGAGACUCUGGUGGUCAAUUAUUCUGCGCGACCGCUAUCUCUGCCUUACCCUGCAUCGCCGAACUCAGGUACCAGAGAUUCCAAAGGGGUUGGACCUCGAUGCGCUUGACGAGGAUGUUUUAUCUUGUGAGAUUCAGAGUUCACUUGUGUACGAUCCAGAGGCGAAGGUGAUACUGGUGAAAAUCCUCAAGGAAUAUUAUGAGCUUGCCUUGGCCCUUUCCGAUAUGGUGCCGCUUGUUUAUGCUUCACAUGGAAUCAACACUGCCUCACUUUCUGGGGACGCAUGCAUAGACAACCUGAAAAAAGCAGAAUGUGCCAAGAGGUCGUUGGAGGAGUGGAGGUCGUCCACCAGCCUCCCUAUACUGAUGGCCCAGGUCACUCAUGAGCCCGCUACAUUGUUUGCGAAGCUAAUUCACAUGUACUACUAUGCCGCGCGAAUCAACCUUGCUCACUUUGAACUACUUAUUAUGCAACAGCAGCCUGAGUUCGUCUCUGGCUAUGAUGGGAAACUACGAAACAUAACAAGCGAGCUUCACAACUACAUGUCCCAACAAAGCAUCAUAAUGGAGUAUCUCGGUCAUUGCGGAAGAUCCCACAUUCUUCCCCUGAGCGUGAUUGGCUGCCUCCCCAUGCCACUGCUCACAACGGCAAUCAAUAUCAGUCUCUCCCCGUCGCCGCAUCAAAGAGAAAUCCACAAACGCAGGAUAGACACAUUCGGCCAGAUCGUCAGGAACCUGGAACAAGUCUACGAGGCUGCAACCAUGAUAUCCUCUGGGAUGUCCCACUUUCUGCAACUAGCAUACACAACAAUCCAGCUCUCGUCCGAACCUGAACCGGUCCUCCCAAGUAACUCAAGAGUGUAUUUCGAGGCAGGCCCCACGAAUGAACAUCAGACAACUCCACCGCCGCCGACGUGGAAAGAUUUCCUCCUUCAAUCGCCACAAGCCUACCUCCUCAUCUCAACGACGGUAGACUUCAGUUUAUCACUCGGUCACCUCCCUCGCACUGACUCACUCCCGGAUCUCCUAACUUGUCUGCUCCCUCGGUGUUUAAGAAUAUGUCUCCCAUGGGAUAACAAUCCCGUAUCUAGUGCACGUUCUCCCGAUAACGUACAGGAAUACUUCGAAUUAAACAGUCGCCAGAACCCUCCACCGACUCGAGGUGGCAGAGAGCGAUCGCGAAUGGAGAUCCUCAAUCGCUUCCGUAUGCAGCAGCAGGCAAAGAAGGCUGAGGAGGAGUUUAAUUUGGAUUAUUUGGACUUGAGUGCAGUGGGUUAG
This is a messenger RNA of Aspergillus puulaauensis, 1917 nucleotides long. RefSeq names its product fungal specific transcription factor domain-containing protein. Gene Ontology annotation, molecular function: zinc ion binding; DNA binding. NCBI's taxonomy places the organism in Eukaryota, Fungi, Ascomycota, Eurotiomycetes, Eurotiales, Aspergillaceae. The coding region runs from base 1 to 1917 and encodes 638 amino acids. The transcript has 5 exons. The record is from RefSeq and is a predicted model, not a curated record. Gene Ontology annotation, biological process: DNA-templated transcription.